Heteronotia binoei (common prickly gecko) is the source of this 934-nucleotide messenger RNA. It is a transcript of the gene MYD88, whose product is annotated as MYD88 innate immune signal transduction adaptor. Gene Ontology annotation, cellular component: plasma membrane. Gene Ontology annotation, molecular function: Toll-like receptor binding; TIR domain binding. NCBI's taxonomy places the organism in Eukaryota, Metazoa, Chordata, Lepidosauria, Squamata, Gekkonidae. Bases 1 to 882 code for a protein of 293 amino acids. Gene Ontology annotation, biological process: defense response to Gram-positive bacterium; positive regulation of canonical NF-kappaB signal transduction; innate immune response. The transcript is spliced from 5 exons. The record is from RefSeq and is a predicted model, not a curated record.
AUGGCGGAGGCGGCUUCCCCGGCGGAGGGGCUGGAGGUGCCGCUGGCGGCGCUCAACUACGCGGUGCGCCGCCGCCUGGGGCUGUUCCUGAACCCGCGGGCGCCCGUGGCGGCGGACUGGACGGCGCUGGCCGAGCGGCUGGGCUACGAGUUCCUGGAGAUCCGCGCGCUGGAGGGCGAGGCCGACCCCACCGGCCGCCUCCUGCGCGACUGGCCCGCCCGGGGCCCCGCCGCCGCCCCCCGCCCCACCGUCGGCCGCCUCCUCCAGCUCCUGCGCGCCCUCGAGCGCCACGACGUCCUCGAAGACCUGGGGCCCAGCAUCGAGGAGGAUUGUAAGAAGUACCUGGAGAGGAAACGGCAGGAGGCUGAGCAGCCCCUUCAGGUUCCGGCGGUGGACAGCAGCGAACCCAGGACCCAGGAAAGGCAAGGCAUCACCAUCCGAGACGACCCCUUGGGGCAAACGCCAGAGCUAUUCGACGCCUUCAUCUGUUACUGUCCGAAGGACAUUGAGUUUGUGCAGGAGAUGAUCCAGGAGCUGGAGCAGACGGAGCACAGGCUGAAGCUCUGCGUCUUCGACCGGGACGUCCUGCCGGGGACCUGCGUGUGGACCAUCACCAGCGAGCUGAUAGAGAAGCGGUGCAGGAGAAUGGUGGUGGUCAUUUCUGAUGACUACCUGGACAGUGAAGAAUGUGACUUCCAGACCAAGUUUGCCCUCAGCCUCUCCCCCGGGGCACGUAUGAAGCGGCUUAUUCCGGUGAAGUGCAAGCCCAUGAAGAAGAAGUUCCCGAGCAUCUUGAAGUUCAUCACGGUCUGCGACUACACCAACCAGCACACCCAGAAAUGGUUCUGGAUACGACUGGCCAAAUCCCUCUUGCUCCCAUGAUGCAAAGCGGCACGGCUGGGGCUUCAGCGGAAGGGGUUGUAGGGUCCUCCUU